UCUGCCCUGCAGGUUCCCUGCCUGUGCAGCGGUGCCUCCUGUUUGCUGUGCCGGUGUUGUCCCAACAGCAAGAACUCGACAGUGACGCGUCUCAUCUAUGCCUUCCUCCUCCUCCUCAGCACUGUUCUUGCCUGCAUCAUGCUGGCACCGGGGAUGGAAGAGCAGCUGAAAAAGAUACCUGGAUUUUGUGAUGAGGGGCUUCAUACUCGGAUACCGCAUAUGGAUGGCUUUGUCAGCUGCGAUGUGUUUGUUGGAUACAGAGCUGUGUAUCGAAUCAGCUUUGCUAUGGCAGUGUUCUUCUUCCUCCUCUCUCUGCUCAUGAUAGAAGUGAAAACAAGUAAUGAUCCGAGAGCCGCGGUGCACAACGGGUUCUGGUUCUUCAAAAUAGCUGCCAUUGUGGCUAUCAUGGUUGGAGCGUUUUACAUUCCCGAAGGGCCUUUCACAAGAGCUUGGUUUGUUAUUGGUAUUGUUGGAGCCUUCUGCUUCAUUCUUAUCCAGCUGGUGCUUCUUGUGGACUUUGCUCACUCCUGGAAUGAGAGCUGGGUUGAGAGAAUGGAGGAGGGAAAUUCUAAAUGUUGGUAUGCAGCUCUGCUGUCCUGUACAAGCUUGUUCUACGCCUUGUCGCUGGUUUUUGUUGUGCUCUUCUAUGUUUUCUACACCAAGCCUGAUGACUGCACUGAGAACAAGUCCUUCAUAAGCAUCAAUAUGAUCCUGUGCAUUGCUGUCUCCAUUGUUUCUAUCCUUCCAAAAGUUCAGGAACAUCAGCCCCGCUCUGGCCUCCUCCAGUCCUCCGUCAUCACGCUCUACACCAUGUAUCUGACUUGGUCAGCCAUGUCCAACGAGCCCGAACGAAACUGCAACCCAAGCUUGCUGAACAUCAUCACCCAGAUAGCUGCACCCACAGUUGGUCCGGCAAAUACCACGGCGGUACCUGCUACGCCAGCUCCCCCCAAGUCCCUGCAGUGGUGGGAUGCCCAGAGCGUUGUUGGACUGGUUAUCUUUGUCCUUUGCCUCUUGUAUUCCAGCAUUCGCUCUUCAAGUAACAGCCAGGUGAACAAGCUGACCCUGUCUGGGAGCGACACUGCCAUUCUGGAGGAGACUGUGGGAGCAGGCGGCGGGGCUGCGGAGGAAGGCGAGGUGCGCCGCGUCACGGAUAACGAAAAGGAUGGCGUUCAGUACAGCUACGCCUUCUUUCACUUCAUGCUCUUCCUUGCCUCUCUUUACAUCAUGAUGACACUCACAAACUGGUACAGCCCUGAUGCAGAUUUUAAAACAAUGACAAGUAAGUGGCCGGCCGUGUGGGUGAAGAUAACCUCCAGCUGGGUCUGCCUCCUGCUCUAUCUUUGGACCCUGGUGGCUCCUCUCGUCCUCACUAACAGGGACUUCAGCUAAAUUGCUGCGCCUGUCCGAGCUUACAAAAGUGGGGAACUUCUUGCUGAAAGCCAAAAUGUUCAUGUAUUGCUUUAGUUACACUAUGUUACUGUUUCUUAUGUUAAUAGGAACAUGCAGGCAAAUAGAAAGUUAUGUAUUGCGUAAUGCUUGAUGCAGGAUCAACAUUAUUAUUGGUUAUCUUUCUAUUU
Molecule: messenger RNA, 1580 nt
Organism: Nipponia nippon (crested ibis)
Lineage: Eukaryota; Metazoa; Chordata; Aves; Pelecaniformes; Threskiornithidae
Source: RefSeq, a predicted model, not a curated record